UCUAAUACGAGUGACCGACCCUAUUGUAAUUUAACAACACAAAUCAUUGCCUAUGGCUGGGGGUAAUUUCUCAAGUAAAAUAGGGUAUAAAAAACAAGUGUAUUUGUUGUUUCGCUGCGUGCUAGCGUAUGCUAACUGAUAGAAUCGAGCUAGGCUAGUUAGCUCAUCGUUUAUAUCGUCGUCAGUCCGUAAUAAUGCUGCCCCUACUAAAAGGUAAAAUAUGUAACCAGUUAGCGAGGCGUAAAUGCGUCACGUCGGUCACAGAGAGACACCGGAGUAACUCCUAUGUUAGCAUAUGGCGGCGGUAUGUCCUGUUAGCCGCUUAGCCCAGCGCUAACUUUGCUCGUUCGGUCUAAAGGCGACACAUGGCACCUCGGAGCUCACACUCAGGGAACAUGAGCACUGUUGCUCACUAUAAUAGUGUCUAAACAUGCGGGGGCUGUGUGUGUGCGCCCGGCGGAGGCUGCUCGGUCGGCACAAGACCGCAGCUACGCUCGGAGCCGGAAAAGAGCUUCACCAACGCCGCCAUAUGUCUGCGGACGGCGGCCUUUUGGCGGUUCACCUGGGAAGUCCUCUCGUUUCCUUUUCCUAAUCAUAUAUGAAAAAUAAUGACAUUUAUUGUCAUUUAAUUAUUUUUUAUUUGACGCCAGCCGUCAUUUAAUGUGCUCUCCAAAAUUGUAUUCAAUUGAUCAAAUAAGUUCUAAUAAAAAGGCAAGUUAUUUUUUCAAGUUUGGACGUUUUAACCAAUAGGUGUCCAAAGUCAGGCCCAGGCGCCGUCUUUGGACCGCAACUCAAUUUUUAUUGGGCCUUGUACACACAGAAGACAAAUGCAAGAUUAUAAACAAUUGCUGGAAAAAUAAAAACAACUGCAUGAGCAAAACGCUGACACUUGAAGGAAGUUUGUGAUUUAGACCUGAAGAAUAUCCGUCUUUGACAUGAGCCGGGAUAAAAAGAUGGUGCUUGUGAGCACUGGUUAGCGUUUCCACAUGUUGGAGGAGCAGCUGCACCCGAGUGGAGAUGCCUCCCUGCAGGGGGAGGCAGGUCUGGAGGUGGUGGAGGGCGAGACGGAGCCCAGCAUGCUGUUGCAGAAGCUCAAGACCAACAUCUCCAAGAGUGUUCAGACUAAAGUGGACCAGAUUCUGCAAGAUGUUCAACGUUUCUCCGACAACGACAAGCUGUACCUGUACCUCCAGCUGCCCUCGGGACUUGGUGCCGGCGACAAAAGCGGAGGUGACUGUUCAUUCACCACAUCAGAGCAACUUCACACAUGCAACUGGAUCCGUAGCCACCUGGAGGAGCAUUCGGACACCUGCCUGCCCAAACAGGACGUCUACGAGACUUACAAGCGCUACUGUGACAACCUGCAACAUCACCCACUGAGCGCGGCCAACUUUGGGAAGAUCAUCCGAGACAUUUUCCCCAACAUCAAGGCCCGAAGGCUCGGCGGAAGAGGACAGUCCAAAUACUGUUACAGCGGCAUCAGGAGGAAGAUGGUUCUCAACAUGCCUUUGCUUCCCAACCUGGACCUGAAGAAUGACCCGGCGGAGCUGACAGAGCUAGUGCAAACAUAUAAGCAGGAAGUGACGGACGCGGCGUGCAAGCUCAUCUGUGAUUGGGCACAGAAGAUCCUGAAGCGUUCAUUCGACACGGUGGUGGAGAUCGCUCACUACCUCAUGGAUGAGCACCUCGUCAACCCUCGCUGCAGCCAGGCGGAGCUGGUGGCGUCGGCAACGCUCGCUGGAGGUCCCGCCAAGCCUCACAAGGUCAUCAAGAGAACGCCGUUGGCGCCCAAAUGUGACAGUGACGCUGCUGACCACAAGAGGGACGGUGGAGACACCGCCUCCUCGUUGGCUGGGAAGCUUCCGGCCAGUGACAAGGGGCCAUCCAAAGGGCUGUCGCAGGAAGCUCCGCCCUCUCCUGCCGCCUCCUCUCUGCGUCCUGCGGUUGAGGCCUACAUGAAGCAGUUACCCAGAAUCCUCCCCAGGAGCUCCAUCCCGGAGAAGGGCCAGCUAAUGAUCGUUCCUCAGGGCUGUUUGUCCUAUGAGACUCGAGAGAUCGCCAACAAGCGCCCCCUAGAGGUGACAUCAGGCACUUCAUUCGGCGGAUCCAGUAGCUUGGCAGCGCCCCCAGUAAAACGGAAACGAGGAAGACCGAGAAAACCUCGACCUGAAGACACUUCGCCUAAACACUCCCUCCCCCCACAGCCUCCUCCGCCACCCGCAGCCCCACCCCACAGCCCCGUCAUUGCCUCAGUGAAGGGCGGCGUCAUCCAUAAGGCUUCCUCUGCGCCCGUGUCACAGUCCGUGUUGGAGCUAGUGAUCCAGGAGCCACCGGGCCUGGUUCUGAGCCCAGUUCCGAUCACAACAGAAACCAGCUCAAGGCUGGUCGAGCACCGGGGCGUGGUGGUGCAGUGCCAAGCGGGCAUAAAUUCCGAGCCGGACCGUCACAACCGCCCGCUGCUGCUGUUCCAGAGUCCAGGUAAUGCUGGCUGGGAGACGGCGUCGGCCGGGCGCACGCGUACUAUGGUGGAGGUGAUUCAGAAGACGCCGAGACCCAACAACAACAACAACAGCGCCACGACACUACCUCCUCCCAGGCUGCAGCAGGAGCGUGGGGAAGUGGAAAUUACGCUCACUCCGGUGGAGGUCAGCGUCCCACCGCCUGACCGUCCUUCCGCUUCCGUCAGACAGCAGCAGAAACAGGAAGAGGAGGGGCCUUCUCCUUAGUUUUUAUCUCACCAAGCCCCAUCCCCUUCCCUAUUGGUGGAAAUCCCAGAUUGGCCAAGCCAGUCGAGGAGGAUGAAUGAAGCCAGGCCUCGCUGACGGUCCAUCAGCUUCCAUUGCACUCAACAUGCACUGUGAAUCCCCCACCCCCGAACUGCCCCUCGCCCCCACCCUCACCAAAUUUAUGCCAUCGCACAGCCGUCCAUUCGGAAAAAAAGAGUUCAGUAUUGAUGGACUUAUUUUGGUACUACGGGUCAGAACCUUGUUAAGGUUCUUUGUUGCUAACCUCUCUGAGCAGAACUCAGCCUUGUCAAUCAGCUGCUUUCUGUGUGAGUGUGUGUCUGUGUUUGUGUCAAAGACCACAUCUCACCCCUCCCAACUCCAUCAAGCCUAAAUGAACGUGCACUUACUGUAUGAUGUCAUCCCUGCUGAUGACAGACAGAAAAAAGACAAAGCACAAAGCAAAUGUUCCAAUGCAGUAAAUGAAUGUUUAUUAGCCCACUAGCUCAUGCUUUGUUUGCACUAACACAACUACAUCAGUGAUUAUUAUUAUUAGCAUAAUUAGAAAAAGGAGGAGGACCUCUGAAGGAGGCGCAGUUUCACUCUGUUCACUUCGCCACUGGUGCUACGAUCCUUGGGGCCGCCAUGGACCUUUGUCGUUUUACACCCUGUGAGUGUGUUUGUGUGUGUGUGUGUUUGUGUUGUGGCGUCAGUGUGUCACUGAAACCCUCUGUCCCCUUUGCAACGUCACUGCUUUUUGCAGGAACAGGAAGGUAAGACUCCUUACUUCCUGCUCGAAAAGUCAGAGCUCAAGCGGGAACCUUGAGCUGUUGUUCUGCUCGUGUUUGGAAGAGUGGCUACAUGAAAUGACGAUUAGAUAACGGGACUCUUUGGUCCUGCAUUGUGGCGAAAUACGAUGAAAAGGUUCAGGCAGGUCACAGGGUCAGAUAAUCAAAGACAAAUUGGGUAGCACACACACUUGUCGUAUUGCACUUUCACACAACGGAAAGGACAACACUUGUGGGCGAAUGGAACACUUUUCACCAUCCUGGUCCAUCGCGGUUUGUUAGGAAGCGGCAGUUCACAAAACGGUUCUGUUGCGGUGGUGACGUCCCAAACAUUUCACGUCACAGUAGACAACAGGAAGCCUAUUCGUGGAGUGAAUCAAUGUUUUUUUUAUGAAAUGCUUCUUCUGUGUAUUUGUGUGUGCUUUUGUUGCUAUGACGACGCUCUGAGUGUCUUGCAUGGUUUUCCUGUAACGGUUUGUAUUUUAAAUUCCCGCUUUGUCUUUAUUUGUUCGCACUUUAUUCUUGAAAUGUUUUGUUGAUGUCGGUCCAAGUGUAAAAAAAAAAAAAGAAGACAAUAAUCAGCGGAAAGCACCUUUAAUUUCCCUACUCGUCCAAUUUUUUUGUUUGUUGUGAAGAGAGACAGAAAGUGACACACUCAUGUGAGUCAGAAUGGUUCUAUUUUACUACACCGCCUGAUGGGAAUAAAACGUGAUGUUAACAA
This is a messenger RNA of Nerophis ophidion (straightnose pipefish), 4232 nucleotides long. It is a transcript of the gene rfx5, whose product is annotated as regulatory factor X, 5. Gene Ontology annotation, biological process: regulation of transcription by RNA polymerase II. Lineage: Eukaryota; Metazoa; Chordata; Actinopteri; Syngnathiformes; Syngnathidae. The record is from RefSeq and is a predicted model, not a curated record. Bases 987 to 2726 code for a protein of 579 amino acids. The transcript is spliced from 11 exons. Gene Ontology annotation, molecular function: DNA-binding transcription factor activity, RNA polymerase II-specific; RNA polymerase II cis-regulatory region sequence-specific DNA binding.